Aplosporella prunicola CBS 121167 is the source of this 816-nucleotide messenger RNA. RefSeq lists its product as uncharacterized. The transcript has a single exon. The coding region runs from base 1 to 816 and encodes 271 amino acids. The record is from RefSeq and is a predicted model, not a curated record. Lineage: Eukaryota; Fungi; Ascomycota; Dothideomycetes; Botryosphaeriales; Aplosporellaceae. Gene Ontology annotation, molecular function: oxidoreductase activity, acting on the CH-OH group of donors, NAD or NADP as acceptor.
AUGACUUCGAAAUCGAUCUUGAUUAGCGGCGGAGCCCGGGGAAUCGGACGGUGCAUGGCGCGAAAGUUCCUGGAGAAGGGCCACCGCGUUUACAUCCUCGACAUCGACGAGGACGAGCUCUCCCACACCGUCGACACUCACCUGAAAUCUCACCAUCCACGUAUCGGCUCGAGCAUCUGCAAUCUCCGGAACGUUAGCGACAUUCGCGACAAGGUCAAGAAGGCAGCUGACUUCUUUGACGGUCGCAUAGACGUCCUUAUCAACAACGGCGGCAUUGCGACGCCACAAUGGAAGGAUGGCAAGACCAUGAAGGAUCUGGACACAAUCGACGAGUGGCAGGCAUACGUUGAGACCAACCUUACGGCACCUUUCGCAAUGAGUCAAGCCUGCAUUCCAUACAUGAGAUGCGGCAGCUCUCACGACGCCAAACACAUCGACGCCGGCGGACCCUGCAUACUCCACAUUGGCUCUUUCCGCGCUCAUCAGAGCGAUCCGAAUCAGGAGGGAUACGCGUCUACAAAGUCAGGACAGCUGGGUCUUAUGCACUCGAUGGCAAUUAGCUGUUCGCCGUGGGGAAUUCGCGUCAACCUGAUUGCGCCGGGUCGUAUAAAGGUGGCUCACGAAUGUAAAGAGGGCGACGAAGAAGGUCGGCAAUGGUCGGACAUCCAUGAAGACAAGGACGUGGAAGACCAUCCCACAAACCGUGCUGGUAUGCCCGAGGAUAUUUUCCAGGCUGCGGAGUAUUUGAUUGAAGCGGGUUUCGUCACCGGUCAAGAGCUCACGGUCGACGGCGGAGCUUUGAAGAAGAAAAAAUAG